CUGUUGCAGAUAUGCAUGAGGAGAGUAAAGCUGCAGCAAAUGGAUGUGGCAAGAUCCGAAGCGGUGCUCAAAAUGGGGCAGCUUUACUUGCCCUCAUGGAGAAGACUGGAUACAGCAUGGUUCAGCAAAAUGGGCAAAGAAAAUUCGGUGGUCCUCCACCAGGUUGGGAAGGUCCUCCACCACCUCGUGGCUGUGAAGUUUUUGUGGGUAAGAUUCCGCGUGAUAUGUAUGAAGAUGAGCUGGUUCCUGUUUUUGAGAGAGCUGGGAAGAUCUAUGAGCUCAGACUGAUGAUGGAGUUCAGUGGGGAGAACCGAGGCUAUGCUUUUGUCAUGUACACCACUAAGGAGGAAGCCCAGCUGGCCAUCAAGAUUCUUAACAAUUAUGAAAUUCGUCCAGGGAAGUUUAUCGGUGUCUGCGUAAGCUUGGACAACUGCAGACUGUUUAUUGGAGCAAUCCCUAAAGAUAAGAAGAAAGAAGAAAUACUGAAUGAAAUGAAAAAAGUUACAGAAGGAGUGGUGGAUGUCAUUGUUUAUCCAAAUGCCACUGACAAAACUAAAAAUCGUGGCUUUGCCUUUGUAGAAUAUGAAUCUCACAGAGCAGCUGCAAUGGCUAGAAGACGACUAAUCCCAGGAACAUUCCAGCCCUGGGGUCAUACUAUUCAAGUAGACUGGGCAGAUCCUGAGAAAGUAGUUGAUGAAGAAACUAUGCAGAGAGUCAAAGUCUUGUAUGUGAGAAAUCUAAUGAUAUCUACUACAGAGGACAAGAUCAAAGCUGAAUUCAACAAGUUCAAGCCAGGAGUAGUUGAACGUGUGAAGAAGUUGAGGGACUAUGCUUUUGUUCAUUUUUUCCACCGUGAAGAUGCAGUUGCUGCUAUGUCUAUAAUGAAUGGAAAGUGCAUUGAUGGAGCUAGCAUUGAGGUAACCCUGGCAAAGCCAGUUAACAAAGAAAGUUCUUGGAAGCAGCAUUUUAAUGGUCAGAUAAGUCCCAGCUCUGAAAACCUCUUAGGGUUUCCUAACAAAGAAGAUGGUACUCAGAAAUCCUUGGGGAAACCAGCAAGUCUUUCAGUUCGUCUGAAUGGUCAGCACAGUCCAAGCCCUCCUGAAGUUGAAAGAAGUACAUAUCCCAUUUUUCCAGGAAUAAAGCUUACUCCAAUUAGCAUGUAUUCUUUAAAGCUGAGUCACUUCAGUUCUGCAGUAAUGCAUCUGGAUUAUUUUUGCCAUAAAAAUAGCUGGGCACCACCAGAAUAUUGCUUGUAUUCAACCACAAGUCAGGAUGGGAAAAUACUCUUGGUGUACAAGGUGCUCAUUUCUAGUAUUGCAGACGAUUCCCAGAGUUAUUUCAUGCCAGAAAAACUCUGUACAACAGUAGAAGAUGCAAAGGAAUUGGCAGCACAGUUCACACUUUUACAUCUAGCCCCUGAGCAAGCAUAUAUAACAUUGCUGUCCCUGAAUGCAGCAUGGUGGGAUAGUAAAGCCAACUGUACACCCUACUUGGUUUGAAUAUCCCUGAAGAAGAGGAGUUUGGAAUUUAUUGCUUUGGAUCUUGUAAUGAAAAGAAAAAG
Molecule: messenger RNA, 1561 nt
Organism: Melospiza melodia melodia
Lineage: Eukaryota; Metazoa; Chordata; Aves; Passeriformes; Passerellidae
Gene: RBM46
Product: RNA binding motif protein 46
Exons: 5
Coding region: 12-1499 (495 amino acids)
Cellular component (GO): nucleus
Molecular function (GO): mRNA binding
Source: RefSeq, a predicted model, not a curated record